UCUGCGCUGUCAUAGCAACCAGGAAAUACACAAGGCUGUAGGUUCUUGUGUGUGGAGCAGAAGAACGUGGCCAGUGUGCCACCACCACCACUGCCACACAGAGGGGAUUCAUCUCUAUCUUCAAUUUGUGUACCAGUAGCAGAGAGCGCCGAAAUGACCGCCACCACAGCGCUACCCCCAGUCAAAAGCGUGGUAGUGUACAGGAACGGAGACCCCUUCUUUAGCGGCCGUCGGUUCGUGAUCAACCAACGGCAGGUGUCUACCAUGGAGGCCUUCCUCAAUGAGGUAACCUAUAAUAUCGGGGCCCCGCUGGCCGUCAGGACCCUGUAUACUCCCAGGCAGGGCCACAAGGUCGCCGACCUCCAGGACUUGCAGACGGGGGCCCAAUAUGUCGCCGCCGGUUUUGAGAAGUUCAAGAAACUGGACUACGUCAACAACGGUGUGAAAAAGCAGCCGGCAGCUCGUGAAGACACACAGGCAAAAAUAAUCCCGAGGCCUAAUGUGUCAGCCAAAUGGAAGAAGUUUGUUCCAGUGCCCUGUAUUAUACACGUUUUCCGCAAUGGGGACAUCCUGUGUCCGCCCUUCCGAUUCAUCAUUCCUCGCAAUAUGCAGCGAGACCUGGAGCAGAUCCUCAGCCUGGUCACCGACAAGGUCAGCUUACGGACUGGCGCCGUGCGGAGGUUGUGUUCUGUGGAGGGGGCCACAGUAACCUCGGCGGGGGAGCUCGAGACCGGAUGCUGCUACGUUGCCGUGGGAACCGAGAAGUUCAAGAAGCUUCCGUAUGUGGAGCUGCUAGUCUCUAAAGCCACAGAGAGGUAUUACCCAGGAAGAAGACGGGGGUUGAGGAGAAACGUGAACAGGAAGGAAGGAAGCGGUCCAGAAGACCAAUGUAGUGACUCUGCUCUGCUCAACUCUCCAGCGUCAGACGAGCGGAGGGUGAAAUCGACGGGUUAUGAAGCUGCUCCCCCACAGCAGGAACGGCACCUGACAGACCCAACAACAGACCCGAGAGCGAACGACACCUCCGGACUCUUCGCCAAGCCCGUCAGGGUUCACAAAGCCAGACGAAUGCCGAGACCGCCCCACAGCAACGGACCUAUCUAUCGCGGCGUCUACAAGCCGGGAGCGCGCAGGAGGAGGAGGGAGGAGGUCAGAGGAGCCAAGGAGGUGCAGGAGGACGAGAAUACAGCGACAGAGCUUCCCGUUGAUCAGAGAGUGGCAGAAAUAGUGGAGGAUGAGGAGCUGAACAUCACAUACGACGCUCUGAAUGGCACCCUGAAGUUGCCGCCAUCUGACCAAGAUGAAGCGGAAAACACAGCGACAAUACAAAGCACAAAAGAGGAGUUGAGCAGUGAAAACCUGGAGCCUGAGCUCAACAGAAUGACUCUGAACACCCCCAACUGUAACGGAGAAAUUCAGGGAUAUACUUUGGAGCAUCAAGGGGAACAGGCAAGUUGAACCGCAUAAGCUACGUGCGCCACUAAGCGCCCUCUAGUGGUAUGCCAAGGAAUCACUGCUUGAGUACUGUUGAGCAUAUUGUUACGAUGAUUUGGGAGUAUUACAUUUAUAUUUUAUCAUUUCUACUCUUUGGUGUUACUUGGUGUAAAAGAUCUGCACUGCUAUGUAUGA
Molecule: messenger RNA, 1629 nt
Organism: Hippocampus zosterae (dwarf seahorse)
Lineage: Eukaryota; Metazoa; Chordata; Actinopteri; Syngnathiformes; Syngnathidae
Gene: dcdc2b
Product: doublecortin domain containing 2B
Exons: 13
Coding region: 154-1458 (434 amino acids)
Biological process (GO): intracellular signal transduction
Cellular component (GO): microtubule; microtubule organizing center
Source: RefSeq, a predicted model, not a curated record